Messenger RNA from Opisthocomus hoazin, 1435 nucleotides. RefSeq names its product ras homolog family member J (gene RHOJ). The record is from RefSeq and is a predicted model, not a curated record. NCBI's taxonomy places the organism in Eukaryota, Metazoa, Chordata, Aves, Opisthocomiformes, Opisthocomidae. Gene Ontology annotation, molecular function: GTP binding; GTPase activity. Gene Ontology annotation, biological process: small GTPase-mediated signal transduction.
AGAAAGGAAAAACUCCAUUAAAAACCUCCAGGCUCUCCUCCAUGUUAGAAAUGAAAUGGAAAAUGGAGUGGAUUUAACAGGAAUCCCUGCUUCUUGCGGCCAAGCUGGAGGAAGGGAGAAGCGAAUUAAAGCCACAGGCUGCUGAUAUUUUUUAAGUCACAAUAAAUACUGAGAACUCCGGGGCAGGAUGAGGAUUUCCUGACUCGGACGAACGGGAGAGGACAGAUCGCUUUUUUAUGAUAUUCCUCGCUGUAUAUUUAAUUUAUUCACCUCGAUGAUUCUCUUGACUGAUCUGGUAAUUGUUAGAAGCGGCUGUGACAGCCUGGAAACAUUAGUAUGAUUUCCUGAGUUUGAGAUUUGCUGCCCCAGGCUCCAAACUCAGGGAAAGUCAAUACAAUCGCACUUCAUUUUUCCUUCAUGUGCACUGGGAAGACCUGGGAGCAGCAAGAGCAGCGGCAGCGGCAGCAGCAGCAAGAAUGAACUGCAAGGAAGAAGAUGACAACUGCACUGACGGGAGCAGCAAUAACACGAAGAAGAUGUUAAAAUGCGUGGUGGUUGGGGAUGGUGCUGUUGGGAAAACCUGUUUGCUGAUGAGUUAUGCCAAUGAUGCCUUCCCAGAGGAGUAUGUCCCCACUGUGUUUGACCACUAUGCAGUAACUGUGACUGUGGGCGGACAACAACACUUGCUGGGACUCUAUGACACUGCAGGGCAGGAGGACUACAACCAGCUGAGACCCCUGUCCUACCCCAACACAGAUGUGUUCUUGAUCUGCUUCUCGGUGGUGAACCCCGCCUCAUACCACAAUGUCCAGGAGGAGUGGGUGCCCGAGCUGAAAGUCUGCAUGCCCAACGUGCCUUACGUCCUCAUAGGAACACAGAUUGAUCUCCGGGAUGAUCCUAAAACUUUGGCUCGUCUGCUUUACAUGAAGGAGAAACCACUCACCUACGAGCAUGGAGUGAAGCUAGCGAAGGAGAUCGGAGCACAAUGCUACCUGGAGUGCUCAGCCCUCACGCAGAAAGGCCUUAAGACUGUCUUCGACGAAGCAAUCCUGACCAUCUUCCACCCCAAGAAGAAGAAGCAGCGUUGUGCAAAGUGCCACAGCUGCUGCACCCUUGUGUGAAGUCACUCGGGAAGACAAGCGAGAUGAGUUCAGUGAAACCAAGCAGGUUAGAAAGGCAAUGAAGGUCACAUGCAACUGAAAUGGGGAACGUGACCAGAAAGGGGUCCUUCUUACCCAAAUAUAGGAGCCCUCCAUUCUGUGAAACCUCCACACUGUAUCAGACUAGGCCAACUCCUGUCUAUGUGCUUUCCUAACCCUCCAGAGCCAUGUGCAGCCUGUUCCCACUACUGCAGACUGCACUGAGCCAGCAGAGACCAGGAUGCCUGCUCCUGCUUGACUCCUCACCUUAGGAAUAAGGUGAAGGUGGUGUGUGG